This is a messenger RNA of Theileria equi strain WA, 876 nucleotides long. RefSeq lists its product as hypothetical. The record is from RefSeq and is a predicted model, not a curated record. The transcript has a single exon. Bases 1 to 876 code for a protein of 291 amino acids. NCBI's taxonomy places the organism in Eukaryota, Apicomplexa, Aconoidasida, Piroplasmida, Theileriidae.
AUGGAAGUUGCUCUUGGAUAUUUUAAAGUUCCUCUAGGUAAUGAUGGCUAUCCUAACAAUGAAAAAUGGACUAUGAUACUGCCUGAGGAUGGUGGUUUUGAACUUAAAGAUGGUGAAUUACAACUUAAACCUGAGGAACUUAAGGAAAAACUUCGAGAGCUCACCUGUAGAUUCUUUGGAUCAGUAAUCAUAUAUGGCCACUGUAAAAAGGAAGGGUAUAAGAAUGAAUUAGAACUUCAUCACCAAGAUGAAGAGAGUGCUAAACUUCAACUAGGACGAGCACGUGCUGAAGGAGAACAGGAAUCCCAAGAAGGAACAGCUGAGGAAGAUUCUGAACUUGAAGGGAAAUACUCAUCUCAAAAAGUUAUUGGACCUCCAAAAACUGCUACUAAUACUACUGAAGGACCUGCUUUUGAAGUUGCUCAAGAUCCUCAAGCUGAACCUGAAGAUACUUCUACUCCUUCUGCUCUUCCUACUCCUCCUCAAGGUAAAACUCCUGAAAGAUCUUCCGAAGGAACUGGUCCUAAAGAAGCUGUUUCUGAAGCUCUUAAAGACACAGUCUCUUAUAAUCCUGGAACUCAACCUCAAGGUCCUUCUGGUCCGGAAGGACUUACUCCUGAUUCUGAAACUGACUCUGGUGCUCCUGAUACUAAACUUGGACCUGGUAAAAAAGAUAUGGAAGGACCUAGUACUGGUGGAGGAUCUUCUGCUAUUCUUCCUGCUAAUGACCCCGUUCCUCCUGCGAAUUCUACUACUGACUCUUCUGGUUUUGUUAAGACUAUCUUUGGAGGUACUGUUGGUGGACUCACUGGACUACUAUUGGACUUGGUCUAUGGAGGGGACAUGCUAUACUACAGACACUACUCUAACCAUUAA